GUGCUCCAUUCAUUGGCAGCUGCUCAGCCUGUAGGGAUGCAUGUCUGCCAUUGGGACAAAAUCUCACAUAUCACUGCCACAUAUCAGUGCCCAUCUGAGCUGCCUUUCCGUUCCAGUCAGUGCUGCCUUUCAGUGCCCAUCAGUGAUACCUGUCAAUGCCCAUCAGUGCUGCCUAUCAGUGCCUCCUCAUCAGUGCCCAUGACUGCAGCCUCAUUAGCGCACAUCAGUGAAGGAAAAAAAUUGCUUGUUUACAAAAUUUUUAUA
This is a messenger RNA of Staurois parvus, 264 nucleotides long. The record is from the annotation of a GenBank genome assembly. NCBI's taxonomy places the organism in Eukaryota, Metazoa, Chordata, Amphibia, Anura, Ranidae.